AAGCAAUCAUUGCUCAAAUAAUGAGAGGCCUCUCUCUUGAUCUUUCUUCCUCUCUCUCACCUGAUCUCUCUUCUCUCAUGAUCUCUCUUCUCUGUUUUCACUCUCUCCUCAUCACAAAUGGAAAAGGGUUGAAGACUUGAAGCUUUGGAGAGCGACCGAGCGAGCCAGAGAAAACUCCAAAAUUCAGAUCAGGGUCUUCGCUUGUCAAGAGGGCAGAACCAGGUUUCGAGGCUUAUCGUCAUGUUCGGCUGCAACUGUCUCUAUUGGAACAGACUCGCCGAUUUCUCGCCACCACAGCUCGAAUAUUUCUCUCUGCCUGCGCCCUUGCCUAACUGGCCUCAAGGUCAAGGUUUUGCUUCUGGAAGAAUCGAUAUAGGAGAACUAGAGGUUUUCAAAGUCUCUAGAUUUGAGUUUAUUUGGAGCCAUAACCCAUCACAGGACAAGAACAAAGGUGUUACCUUUUACAAACCAGUGGGAAUACCUGAUGGAUUCCAUAUUCUUGGUCAUUAUUGUCAACCCAAUAACAAGCCUCUACGAGGUUAUGUUCUUGUGGCAAGAGAAGUAAAUACCUUCACACCAGAAAUUGCUCAUGCUGCAAGUACUGUUAAGCUACCAGCUCUUUGUGAACCACUUGAUUAUAUCUUAGUUUGGAGUCCUGAGGACUGGACUGAGGAUAGAUAUGGUGGAUGUGGCUAUUUUUGGCUGCCUCAGGCACCUGAAGGAUACAUGCCAGUUGGGUUUUUGGUUACCAACAAGCCAAGCAAGCCGAGUUUGGACGAAGUCAGGUGUGUUCGGGCUGAUUUAACAGAUGUAUGCGAUGCAUAUCGCCUAUUGCUUAAUUCUAGUUCUGGAUACAUGAAUUGUUCUGUUCAAGUUUGGAGUACGAGACCACAUCACAGAGGGAUGAUGGAGAAAGGAGUCCCUGUCGGGACAUUUUUCUGCUGUAGUGACUGGAGUUCUGGAGAGGACUUAAGUAUUGGGUGCUUGAAGAAUCUAAAUCCGACCCUGCCUGCAAUGCCAAACCUCGAUCAGAUUCAUGCUCUUAUCAAUCACUACGGCCCCACUGUUUUUUUCCAUCCUGACGAGGUCUAUUUACCAUCUUCUGUUUCGUGGUUUUUCAAAAACGGAGCUCUCCUGUACAGAGCUGGUGCUACUGCUGGUGAAACUAUAGAUUCUGAAGGUUCGAAUUUGCCUGGCGGGGAAACAAAUGACGGGAGCUUUUGGAUUGACUUGCCCAGUGAUAACCGAAGAGAGAUUGUGAAACGUGGAAACUUGGAAAGUGCAAAGCUUUAUGCUCAUGUGAAGCCAGCACUAGGUGGAAUAUUCACUGAUAUUGCAAUGUGGGUAUUUUGUCCUUUUAAUGGACCAGGCACUAUCAGAAUUGGAGUCAUGAAUAUUUCUCUCAGCAAGAUUGGGGAACACGUUGGCGACUGGGAGCAUUUCACUCUUCGGAUAUGCAACUUUACUGGAGAGCUUUGGAGCAUAUACUUCUCACAACACAGUGGUGGGCAAUGGGUGGAUGCCUAUGACUUGGAGUACACACAAGGGAAUAAAGCCAUUGUUUACUCAUCAAAAAGCGGACACGCUAGCUACCCUCAUGCUGGAACUUACAUUCAAGGCUCUUCAAAGCUCGGGAUCGGAAUAAGGAAUGAUGCUGCUCGAAGCAACUUGUUUGUGGAUUCAAGCACACAAUAUGAAGUUGUUGCAGCAGAAUAUCUGGGAGAUGGGGUUGUGACCGAGCCAGGUUGGUUGCAGUUUAUGAGAGAGUGGGGUCCAACUAUUGUCUAUGACUCAAGAACAGAGCUGGAUAAGAUUAUUAAUAAGUUGCCUUUGAUGGUUCGUUAUUCAGUGGGGAACUUGUUUGCUAAAUUCCCAGUUGAGCUUUCUGGGCAAGAAGGUCCAACUGGGCCUAAGGAGAAGAACAACUGGGUUGGGGAUGAAAGAGGCUAAGCUUGGUAGAACCUAUCAAACCUUCCACUUCCACUACUACUACUACUACUACUACCAUAUUUGACUUUGUGAUUGUUUUGUUCAUAGUACACAAUUAGGAAAUUAUUGAUUGUUGAAAGCAGUAUUAUUUGUGAGGUUUUAUGUAUAUUGAUUAUUCUUUUUAUAGAAAUACUAAAUGGGCAUUUUUGUUGGAUUAUUAUCCAAGUACAAGUGAGUUUGAUUUGAGUGAGGAUUGUAUAUAUAAUCAUAGCAUGUACACGCUUAUGUUGCUAAGUGUUGUUUGAACUUAUAAGCUUCUUGUGGUUUUAGCAUAUGUGAAAAGAAACAGGUUGUUUGAUGUUAAUCAGAUUAGAAGUUGUGCUA
Humulus lupulus (European hop) is the source of this 2313-nucleotide messenger RNA. RefSeq lists its product as hypothetical. The record is from RefSeq and is a predicted model, not a curated record. NCBI's taxonomy places the organism in Eukaryota, Viridiplantae, Streptophyta, Magnoliopsida, Rosales, Cannabaceae. The transcript has 3 exons. Bases 241 to 1950 code for a protein of 569 amino acids.